AUGUUAUGUUCUCCAAACUCCAAACAUGUUUGCAGAUGCAUCUAUAUCCAAUUCGAUGGAACUAUUACCAGGGAUAAAUUUGAUCAGUUGAACUGGGAUUUAUAUGACCAGUGUGUCAAGCUAGUUGACAAGUGUUUAGAUGAUGCUGCAAUGGACGCAACUAGUGUCUCGGAUGUGUUGCUGCUUGGCUGUUCCCCAAAGGUCCCCAUGCUGCAGGAACUUGUGCGAGUGUACUUCAGAGUUAGAGGGAUUCAAGUGAGUAUCAACAGAGAAGAAAAAGAGCCGGUGGUUGCUUAUGGUGCAUCUCUUGUAGGUGCAAUGUUGUGCACAGCUAGUAUAAAAGAGGUGCAGUACGUCUCUAUCGAUUUGUGA
This is a messenger RNA of Rosa chinensis, 372 nucleotides long. RefSeq names its product heat shock 70 kDa protein 1-like. Lineage: Eukaryota; Viridiplantae; Streptophyta; Magnoliopsida; Rosales; Rosaceae. The coding region runs from base 1 to 372 and encodes 123 amino acids. The record is from RefSeq and is a predicted model, not a curated record. Gene Ontology annotation, cellular component: cytoplasm. Gene Ontology annotation, molecular function: misfolded protein binding; heat shock protein binding; ATP binding. Gene Ontology annotation, biological process: cellular response to unfolded protein; protein refolding. The transcript has a single exon.